Molecule: messenger RNA, 2631 nt
Organism: Mercenaria mercenaria
Lineage: Eukaryota; Metazoa; Mollusca; Bivalvia; Venerida; Veneridae
Exons: 11
Coding region: 562-2028 (488 amino acids)
Source: RefSeq, a predicted model, not a curated record
UACAGAUACAUUUUUGAUGUGUUUCAAAUACCAACUUUAGAUCAACAGAAAACUUAUUGCUUUUUUACAAAAUCUAAGUGCGAGCAAAGUUAAUUAGAUAUUCAGAGUUGACAGUUACAAAAAGUGGAAUUAUUGACGAAGGUUUUCUUUUAAUUUCGACGGAUAAAUAUUUCUUACUCAUCGCUUAUUCUAUGGAUUAUGUUUAAAUUGUGAUGCAUCCAUCAUUGUUCUAACUUAAUAUGAUGUUUAAUUUAACGAAGACGUGAUGCUUUAUUUAUCUGUUUCAUUAUGGAAACUGGAUUUUACCAACAAAACCAAGCAAAUAAUAUAUAUGAUAAUCUAAUUCAAAAUUUAAAAUAGCAUUGGUGUUCUCGAAUAUAUUAAAUCUGAAGUGUAUUGCGAGUGGAAGUAAAAUUAGCAUUUACUGUUGUAUAGCGACCGGCUUUCGAAACAACAGACAGUGUCUUGACGGAUUUACUGAAAGGAAAUAUAAAUUAAUUUGCUGCUAUCUUAAAAGAAGAUACCUAAUUUUUUGAUAUAUGUCUCUUUCUGCAGAAGGAAAUGGAGAAUGAAAAUAAGCAUGUUAACAUUCCAUCGGGAAUUUCUGUCAACGAAUCAAAUUUCCGACAUCCACCUUUGGACUAUGGUGAGGUCAUGGGCGUGUAUCAAACAUCUGUGAAUUCCGACCAGACAGGCUCGGAUAUUCCACCUCUUUCAUACAUCGACAUCAUGCCGCGGUGUCUUAGUGAGGGCCAUAUUGCUGGAAAAAUCAUUCCGAAAUUUGAAGACUUCAGCGCUAUACUAGAGGGAGCAAAUCGAUGGUUGCAAGAUCACCCGGGUCUGACAGUAAUUAAAUGUGAAACUGUUGAUAAACGUCUACAUGAAGCAAAAGAUGGGUCACUCAUUUACGAACUGAAUGAGAUGCUGAGGAAUGAACCAUCCAACGGUUUUACUGUAUAUGUUAAAGGACUGAGAAUGUGGAUGAAAAGGAAUCCUAAACCUUCCUCGGAGACACAGCAGAUUGGUAUCCGGAAUAUAGUGCCUGAAAAACUCACCAUCGAACUACCAACACAUGGUCAUUACAGAAGUGGGCGGUUGGUGAUUAGCCACGAGGUAAGAAUGUUAGGAGGCCUUCAUCCAUUCCAUACGUACGAGGGAUUUGAAGAUACAAUUAUCCGGCUCAAAGGUCAUCUUGUGGACGACCCCAUACCAGGAUCAAUACUCACCAUAGAGACUGAUAGUUUAAAGGUAUGUCAGAAAGUGAAGAAGGACCUGAACCCUAACAGCACGUGCUGGUCCGAGGAGAAAGAUAAAUGGCGGCGAGAUACGCUCGUGGUACGGAUAUAUUAUAUCAAGGGUGAACCAGCUUUAGAAGAAAUAGGUUAUGAAGACUUGGUGCCGUAUGUUAUCGAUCCACCAGAAUCUGAUACCUCUAAUCAUGGAAAAUUUGAAAACUUUGACAGUAUGAUUUCAAGGCUUGGCACAUGGGUAUCGCAAAAUCAGGGAGUGCGUAUAGUUAACAUCCAACAGUUUGACGCCAGGGUUCAUCAGUCACAUGUUGGAACAUCCCUGCACAUAUCCUCGGACUCAACGGACCACGUGAUUGACACACACUCUGAGAGACGUAUGGCACGAGCACUCCGAGUGAUACACGUGACCACACCGCUCACAAUAAACAGUGCUAACACCGCCACAGAUCGCUUGUUCCUGCCAGCACGUACUGGACAUAAAACAUUCGAAACUAUGACACAAACUAUGGAGAGAGUACAGGCUUGGCUCCGUCUAACUGAUGUACCUGUUCUCUCGGUAGAAACUGUCUACAUUUUAUUUCACGAACACAAUGUAGAAAGUACGGACUACACGCUGUCAGAAUACACAGUACAUGCAGAGUCCGGGGGAAAGCACUGGCUCACAGCUAUCAGGCUAUAUCUAAGCUCAACCUACACCGAACCAGACCCGGCUGACCUGCCACCAGUUCCGGAAUAUCAUCACGGACUGCACGGACACGGACCAUGUUCUAUACUGUAGUAAAAGGGGCGACUACUCGUACACAUCCACAAAGUUUUGUUCUGUACUGUAGUACAAAGGGCGACUACUCGUACACAUCCACAAAGUUGUAUUUUUGCAGCGAAAUUAAUGUCGCACGAACUUUAUAGUUACUGUUCUAAUUUCACGGGGUAUCGAAGCAUUGAUAUAGCUUGUAUAAACAAAAUGCACUAGUGCUUGUUAUAAACUAUGCUGCAUUGUUUUCGAUGGAUGUCAAAAUGCUUCAGCAUUUCAUGUUGAUAUAUGUGUGUUGCCAUUAAAACGAAAAUAAAUGUUUCAAUAUCAGUGCGAAUAAUGAGUUAAAGAUGUUUUAAAUAGCGGCGAUGUCGUCUCUUUUGGCGUAAAGGUCACGGUUCUGAUAUACACUCUGACUUUUGACAUAAUCGAAGGAAGAAUCUGGUGGUCCAGUUUAACUUGAUUGAUUGUUUGAAUUUGAUACAAUCUUGUGUCUAGAACGAUGUUGAAAUGGCUUUUCGUGUGCCGUAAAUAUUUGGUUGUGAGCAAGGUGAUACAAUAGGUGUUGCUUUAUAUGCACACAUUUUUUUUGUUUAUUGUGCACAGUUUUAAUAAAUAUUUACAACCACA